This is a messenger RNA of Adineta steineri, 921 nucleotides long. NCBI's taxonomy places the organism in Eukaryota, Metazoa, Rotifera, Eurotatoria, Adinetida, Adinetidae. The record is from the annotation of a GenBank genome assembly.
AUGUCGAAUGAAUUUUUUGUUCGAUUUGAUGAAAAUUUGCUUCGAUUACCAUCAUGUUUAGCAGUUCAUGCUCAACUUCAUCCUAAUUUGAUUAAAUUUACAUGUGAAGAAUAUGUUAAAUAUAUUCAACAAUUCCAUGAAUUAAAUAUAUGUGGCAUUAUAAGAAAAAAUGAAGCAGAAACUACAGUUCUAGCUUUGGCUGCCUAUCGAAAACAUUUAAAUACAUUCUAUACAAUUCGUUUUGAAAUUGAUGAUUUAAUUGUCGAUGAGAAAGAACGAAAACAUGGUUUAGGUACACGUCUUAUGCAUUAUUUAAUUGAUCAUGCUAAACAAGAGGGUGUAUCAAAAAUUUCUGUUCAUUGUAAUCCAAUACAUACAGAUGCGCAUCGAUUAUUUUUUCGUCUUGGUUUAACAAUAAAUUGUUUUGAAUUCGAUUUAGAAAAUAAAACAGUAUUACCUGAUAAUGAUCAAAUACGUAUUAUUGAUGUAACAGAUUUACCCGAUAAAGAGAAUGAACAAUUAUUAAUUCGAGCUCAUGAAAUAUAUCAACAACUUCGUCCACAUUUGCCAAAUGAUCAAAAUGAGUAUGUUAAGCAACUUCGAGAUAUUUGUCGUACAAGUCCUGCUCGAAUAUUAUUUGUAUUAGAUAAAAAUGAUAACAUACUUGGAUUAACCUGCUAUCGUAUUACUGAAAAUAUUCAAUAUUCAAAGCAUAUUUAUUGUGAUGAUUUAGUUACGGAUGAAAAUAGACGAAGUUCAGGUGUUGGUCGAUUUUUAAUUAAUUAUAUGAAAAAUGAAAGAGAGAAAUUAGGAAUUGAUAAAUUAAUUUUAGAUAGUGGUGUUCAACGAGGACGAGCACAUAAAUUUUAUCAUCGAGAAGGUUUUUAUAUCAGUCGCUAUGGAUUUUCAAUGGCAAUUUAA